AUGGAGAAGGAGCUUUUGUCAGCAAGCCUCCGCGGAGGCUCCUGGGGCUAUCCCCUUUCAGGUCUAAGCGGCCAUCACCUCCAUGGAGGCAUCAAAUAUCAGCCCCCGUCGACUUCACAUCGAACCUCAUUCCCCAUCGUCUCCCGAAACACGGCACUGAUGUUGCUGGGCCGAAAGUCGGUGGGUCUCGGAACGAUCAUGGAAGCAAACAAUCUCCCCAGAAAGUCCUGCGAUCUUUGCUACAAUCGCAAGAUCAAGUGCGACGGGCAGAAACCGCGCUGCUCAAACUGCAUUGCCUAUGAUGUCGAAUGCAAGCAUACUGCCCCAAGUCGCAGGUCGAAACCCAAGUCACAACGCAAUAGGAAUGCUGCUGAUGUGGACGAAAUCAAACUGCUGAGAUCUGAAGUACAGCAUCUGAGGACGCAGCUUGAUCAACAUACAAUGCAACAAUCCAAGGACCAGGCUGCCCCCCUGAACUCAAGACAGAAGAACACCGCCGCAGUGGAGGUUGGAGUUGCCCCUGUUGAGUAUGAACCUACUGAUGAUUAUGAGAGUACGACCCCCAUGGGUUUACCUCCAUUGGAGCAAGCUAUGUCUCUACUGGGCGUCUUUCUCACAAAUUUCAACUCGGUUCUUCCCCUGUUCAAUGACGAUGCACUAUUGCGCUUGUUUGGGGAGUGCUAUGCAACUCUACCCCAACAGCGUGAUCCCGUAGAGUGGGCGGCCAUCAACGUUGUGUUAGCGUUGGCUUGCCAGCAUAUGCCCGAGGCUACUAGUUAUCCAUGGGGAAGUGCCCGGCCUCGGAGUUACUACAUUGACAAAUAUCUCAAUCAAGCACAGUCAGUUGUCUCAACCGUCAUCUUGGGCCAGAUCCGACUCCUCAACAUCCAAGUCCUAGUAGGCAUGAUAAUGGUGCUUCAGACGGCGCAUGAUGUUACUCCAGCUUUGAUCCUGAUAUCAGCCACAAUCCGUCUUGCGCACAAGAUUAGCCUACACAACCGUGCCGGAUCAGCGCAUCUGGACCCAGUGGAUAGGAUACAGCAUGCGCGUGUCUUCUGGCUAGCAUACAUCCUGGACAAGGACCUAAGCCUACGAGCUGGGCAACCUUCGCUUCAACUCGAUGAUGACGUUGACCUAGACUUGCCUUCUCAUAUGCCGCUAGAUGGUGACAAGCAGGGCGACAAACAGGGCGACAUGGCCGGAGUUAUCGUGACAGCAAACGGGAACGCCAAGAUGAACUACUUCCUGAUGCGCGUGCAUCUGGCCAAUAUUGAAGGUGGCGUGUACGACUUCCUCUACUCCACACGAUCUCUGAAACGCAGCCCAGAAGAGAGAUCUCUUGCAAUGGAGAGCAUCGCCACUGCUCUCGAGAAAUGGCAAGAGUCUAUACCGCCGGAGUUCCUCGCCGAUGCCGUCACCUCAAGUACGAUCAACAACCCUGCCAUGGCUGGCUUCUUUUGCGUCCUGCACGCAGCUAGCUUGGCUUGCAUAACCCACAUCAAUCGGGCUCACGCCUGGGACAAGCAGUGGCUAAAGGGUCUUCGUGACCAUGGAAGGGGCACCGAGACCUUGCAGCUCCCGCCAAAAUGGGAGCAGCUUGUGGGCCAAGCCCGAGCAUACGCUCUGUUAUUUUCGGAGACGUGGUCAAGCGAGGCAUGGUUCAACUGGAUGACCUCGUGCUCCUAUACAUCAUCCAUGGUGCUUAUGACAACCAACAAUCUAUUCCAUCCACAACACGAGAACAUACAACAAGAUGUUCAUCUUGUCGAUGCAGCCUUGAUAUGGCUCAAUGGAGCGGUAAAACACAUCCACCAAGAAGAGACGGAAAGGCUUCUGGCAUUAUGCAAUGAGGUUGUCCGUAAAGUGCGACGGAAGCGCGCAGAGGCUUUCUCGGAGGAGUUUGGCGGGGGUCGGUUCGUGAAUUUCCUUGAACAUGCUUAA
Clonostachys rhizophaga is the source of this 1941-nucleotide messenger RNA. Lineage: Eukaryota; Fungi; Ascomycota; Sordariomycetes; Hypocreales; Bionectriaceae. The record is from the annotation of a GenBank genome assembly.